Molecule: messenger RNA, 1480 nt
Organism: Aegilops tauschii subsp. strangulata
Lineage: Eukaryota; Viridiplantae; Streptophyta; Magnoliopsida; Poales; Poaceae
Product: clavaminate synthase-like protein At3g21360
Molecular function (GO): oxidoreductase activity
Source: RefSeq, a predicted model, not a curated record
CUUCUGGUCAUCCCAAGUUACUAGUAGUAUUUUCCAACAGAGAGGCAGAGUUGCAGAACUGUAAUUUUGUAAGGAACCACAUGGAAGCCACCUCAGAACAAGACGGAGGUGGCAGCGGCGCCGGCGACUACGAAGCUCUCGUGGCAGCCCUGAUGGCCAACAGGCAACUGCUGGAAGCCAAGGUCGGCAUCAACAACGCAAUGUUCGCCGCCAGCGAUCUGGCUACGUCGCAGCUCGGCGAUUCCUUCGUCGUCGGCGGGUGCGAAGGGCAGAAGACCAUCGACGGCGAGCAGAUGCCACUGGUCCUGGGCCCGGCAAGGGAAGGCGCUGGCGAAGACGGCGGCACUGGGUACGAGGCGCUCGUGGCCGCUGUGAGGGCCAAGAGAGAAUGGCUGGAGGACAAGGUGGUGACCAACAGCGCCGUUCUGCUGCGGGGCUUCGAUGUCCGCGACGCGGCGGAGUUCGACGCCGUCGUGGAGGCGCUUGGGUGGCCGGACAUCCGGUACGUCGGCCCCGCGCCGCGCACCCACGUUCACGGCCGAAUCUGGACCGCCAACGAGGGGCCCCUCGAGCAGAGCGUCUACUUCCACCAUGAGAUGGUGCUGAUCAAGGAGUUCCCGGCGAAGGUGAUACUGUUCUGUGAGGUGCCGCCGCCGGAGGGCGGAGAGACGCCGUUCGUGCCGAGCUUCCGGGUGACGGAGCGGGCGCUGGAGGAGUUCCCGGAGAUGGUGGAGGAGCUGGACGCCAAGGGGCUCCGGUACACGUUCACGGCGCCGAGCAACAACAACACCGGGUCCAUGAGAGGGAGGGGAUGGGAGGACGCUUUCGGCACGUCAGACAAGUCUGAAGCAGAGACGAGGGCAAAGGCACUAGGAAUGGGCGUGGAGUGGCUUGAGGACGGUGGCGUGAAGACGAUCCUGGGUCCACGCACGCUGACCCGCGUCUUCCCAGGGCGCAAGGGACGGAGGAUGUGGUUCAACACGUUGGUCGGGAUGCACGGCAAGGAACUGAGCUCGGCCACGGUGGCCGACGGGGCCGAGAUCCCGGCGAGCUUCGUGCAACGGUGCGAGGAGAUCAUCGAGGAGGAGAGCAUCCAGUUCCGUUGGCGCAAGGGCGACAUCGUCAUCCUCGACAACCUCGCCACGCUACACGGCCGGCGGCCGUCGCUGCCGCCUAGGCGGGUUCUCGUCGCAACUUGCAAGUGACGCACCGAUGAGUUCUUUUUAUUUAUUGAUCAGAACACUCCCACAUCUGCCAUGUGGCGCAUCCAAUAGCUUAUCAGCGUAUGGCAUUCGAAUCAGUACAACACGAUUUAACUGGGUCGCGUCUAGUAUCUCGCCCCAUGUAAAAGCGCAGUUGAACCUUUCCCACACAUCGGAGCUCCCCCUCGUUGAACCCUCACGGCUCACGCCACCUAGGACUAGAUCACAUCGACAAGAAUAGUCAUUUCAGAUGAAGAAGAGCUUGAACUCAUCAUGAA